Pleuronectes platessa (European plaice) is the source of this 3469-nucleotide messenger RNA. Its product is annotated as extracellular matrix organizing protein FRAS1. The transcript is spliced from 23 exons. The record is from RefSeq and is a predicted model, not a curated record. The annotation marks the transcript as partial. Lineage: Eukaryota; Metazoa; Chordata; Actinopteri; Pleuronectiformes; Pleuronectidae.
AUGGCGGCUGUAAAACAAAGGGGAAACCCCAGAGGAGCCUCUAACGACCUCUUCAGGAAGGAUUCUUGGAGUUCUGCCACAAACCUCGAACAACAGGACCGAAAGAAAGAAAACUGUCACGAGUCGUGCUCUGAAUGCCGCGGGCCGACCCAACAGGAGUGUGUGUCCUGCUCAGACCCGGCUGCCUUGCUCAAGGACGGGGAAUGUGUCCCGGACUGCGGCGCUGGAUUCUACAGCCAGGACGGCGUCUGCCACGGAUGUGGCGCUGCACUGAACACAACCCGAGACAAUAAGAGCGCUGCUGCCGGCGGUGAGCUGGAGGUGAAGGUUUGUUCGGGCUUGUCUCUCCCUGAGGAUCCUCGGCAGCUUCCACGCCAUCAGGCGCCAGAGUCCUGCGACUCGUCCUGCGCCUCCUGUUUCCCUGACAACCCCAAGUGCAUGAGCUGCCCUCCAGCCACCGCACUGCAUCAUGGGAAAUGUAUCAGCCAGUGUCCGGCUCAGCACUACCUGGACAACCACAACCGCUGCAGAGCCUGCCACAGCUCCUGCGCCUCCUGCUGGGGUCCCUCUGUCUCCCAGUGCAGUCUGUGUCCAGCCGGGCUCCUCCUCCAUCAGGGCCAGUGUGUGGACGCCUGUGGGGAGGGGCUCUACUCCCAGGACAACACCUGCCACAACUGUCACCCGUCCUGCCGCUCCUGCGUCGGCCCGCUGGCCUCAGACUGUCUCCGCUGCCUCAAACCAGAGGAGGCCCUCCUGCCGCAGCCCGGUGUCCUGCAGCCCGGUGUCCUGCAGCACGGCGUCUGCACGGCCGCGUGUCCUGCACGCAGCUUCCUGGACCACCUGCAGACGUGCAGAGAGUGUGAUCCCACCUGCCUGCACUGUGCUGGACCUUCUGCAGACAACUGUACAUCCUGUCCGUCCCCGUCCAGCCUGCAUGAGGGCCAGUGUGGCCCCUCCUGUCCCCAGGGCUUCUUUGUCCAGGACAGUGAGUGCCAAGGGUGCCACCCGUCCUGCCAGUCCUGCUCCGGCCCCUCCCAGGCCGACUGCACUUCCUGUCCCCCGCUGUCCUCCCUGCAGAGCGGCUACUGCAGGACGAGCUGCCAAGACGGACAUUUCCUCAACGCUGCCACUGGAGAGUGCCUCAAGUGCAGCUCGGACUGCCAGCGCUGCACAGCCGACCUGCAGACGGGCGUCGGCAGCGUGUGCCUGUGGUGUCGAGAGACGAGGACCUGGCUGCUGGGAGACCACUGCACCUCCCAGUGCCCCCGGGGCCACUACGGCUGGCACGGAGCCUGCAUGAGAUGCCAUUCUUCGUGUGAGGCCUGCGGAGGGGCGGGGCCUCUCGCCUGCACUUCCUGCCACGGCAGCGACGUCCUGCUGGCGUCCGGUCUCUGUGCUCCCAGGUGUCCCCUCGGCUACUUUGACAACGGUCACAGGAUCUGUCAGGCCUGCGAGCGCCAGUGCCAGACGUGUGACAUGGCCGGCGUCUGCACUUCCUGCCGCGACCCGGCCAAGGUGCUGCUGUUCGGAGAAUGCCAGUACGACAGCUGCGCCCAUCAGUACUACCUCAACACCACGACCCGCGCCUGCAGAGAGUGUGACUGGAGCUGUAACGCCUGUCGAGGCCCCCUGAGGACGGACUGCCUGCAGUGCAUGGAGGGAUACGUGCUGCAGGAGGGCGUGUGCACCCAGGGCUGCUCCCCCGGCUCCUACCGGGACGGAGACAGAUGCCUCGGUUGUGACGAGCACUGUGUGCGGUGUCGAGGUCCCGGACAGUGUCAGCAGUGUCAGCCCCCCCACGCCCCCCUGCUGGGUCAGUGCGUGCUGGAAUGUGGGAGGAGCUACUUCCUGGACGUCUCCACGCAGCUCUGCAAACCGUGCUCCUCAGACUGCGCCCUGUGCGACGGGGUCGGGCGCUGCCGGGCCUGUCGGGAUCGAACCUUCCUCAUAGAAGGAUACUGCGCCCCCGACUGUGGACACGGGUACUACGCCGAGCAGAGGACCAGGACCUGCCAGGCCAACACCCACCCCCCCGCCCUCCAGGUCAGCGGCUCCCUGCUGGUUCCGGUGGGCGGCACCUCCCCGCUGACCCCGGCGCUGCUCGCGGUCCGGGACCCGGACAGCCCCUCGGAGCGGCUCGUCUUCCAGCUGGUCCAGGGACCGAGCAACGGGCGGCUGCUUCGGUUCGGAGAGGGCGAGGCAGAAGGGAGGGGGGGGCGAGGCAGAGGAGGCCAGGAGCUGACCGGAGACCACACCUUCACGUGGGAGGAGCUGAGGAGUGGACGGGUCCGCUUCAGACACCAGAAAGACAAAUCCAGGACCGGUGAGUUCAGCCUGCGAGUCGCUGACCCUCAGUUGUUUUCUCAACCAGAAACAAUCCAAGUUCAAGUCGUGUCAAUGCAGCCUCCGAGGGUCACCGCUCUCGCUCCGUUACCCGUGAAGGGCCCCGGGGCCUCGGCCGCCAUCACCAAGUCGGUGCUGCAGCUGGACGACCCCGACAACCCGGCCGACGUUCUGAUCAUGGUGCUCGAACCGCCGCGCCACGGCCAGCUGGCCCGUCUGCACGGAGACCGGGCGCUCAGCCGCUUCAAGCUGGAGGAGCUGGCGAGGGAGCAGAUCCAGUAUGUCCACGACGGCUCAGAGUGGGAGGAGGACUGGGCGGUGCUGCAGGUCAGCGACGGCCACAGCUACAGGAACGUUCUCCUGCAGGUGCACAUCAACCAGAAGGCGGCUGACUCACCGCUGGUUCAGUCUGUGCCGAUGACCUGGGUGAAAGAAGGAGGGAUGGUGCGACUGGAUAGAAAAUACCUGCAGGCACAUUUCAAGGAAGUCGGCACUGAUGAAAUCGUCUACACAAUCCUCGCCUCAGACGGACGACCUCAGCACGGUGAGGUGGUGCUGGUGUCCAUGCCAGCUGACGGGCCUCCGGGGGGCUGGCGUCCCUCGCUCACCGACCACCAGGGCUUCACCUCCACCACCUCCUUCACCCAGCAGGACGUGGACGACGGCACCGUCUGGUAUCACCACUUCGGCCGAGGCAGCGACAGCGACUCCUUCCAGUUCCAGGUUUCCACUGAGGCGGCCCCUCUCCUACAAGGCGACGCCCAGACCUUCACCAUCGGAGUCCUGCCCCAGAUCCCAGGAUUCCCUCAGCUGGACCCCGACUGUGACCUGCAGAUCACGGCUCUGGAGGAUCGGGUAACGGAGAUCCCACCUUCAGCUCUGUCCUUCAUCGACUCGGAGACUCCCAGCGAGAAGCUCAUCUACAACGUCACUAAACCUCUACCACAAGGACAAGGGGCGAUCGAGCACCGGGACCGGCCCUACACGCCGGUGAUCCACUUCUCCCAGGCUGACGUUAACAACGGCAAGAUCAUUUACCGGCCGCCAACGGCACCAUCGCACCUCCAGGAGCUGUACCAGUACUCCUUCAUCGGUCUGCCGGAGUCGCUCAGCAUCUAUUUCACAG